This is a messenger RNA of Humulus lupulus (European hop), 417 nucleotides long. RefSeq names its product putative receptor-like protein kinase At3g47110. Lineage: Eukaryota; Viridiplantae; Streptophyta; Magnoliopsida; Rosales; Cannabaceae. The transcript has 2 exons. Bases 1 to 417 code for a protein of 138 amino acids. The record is from RefSeq and is a predicted model, not a curated record.
AUGAAGGUGCCAAAGACUAUCACUUACAAUAGUCUUGUUGAUCAAUUGUAUACUUUAAUCGGAGCUGACAAGUCUCGUAUUGAUCUUGACUUAAAUGUAAUCUAUCAUUUUGGAAGUAAAGAAUAUGGACAGGGGAUUGAAGUAUCAGUUAAAGGAGAUGUAUAUAGCUUUGGUGUAAUUCUUCUUGAGAUGAUAUCCAGAAAGAGACCCACAAGUAGUUUGUUUCAAGAUGGGCUUGAUCUGAGGAAAUGGGUACUUUCUUGCUGCCCAAACAACAUUUCUGAUAUUAUUGACAUCACUCUAAAAAAGCAGGCCACCAUAGAAGGCUUAGUUGGCAGUGUAGAGAGGCUUGAGGAAUGUUGCAGUAGUUUGCUUCAUGUGGCAUUGUCAUGCACAGAAGACAACCCUCAUCAAUGA